GAGCUCUGUCUCUUAGUGGUGAACCCUUCCUCCUACUCGACAUGCCAAAGUCCUGUGAGACCCGUGACUACCGCCGUUCGCGCUGCCACACAGAGCACCACCUCGUUUCGGUCUGUCUCCUGCGACAUCUCCUGGCUUCCAUUACCUAUCUCGCGCCCUACACCGCCCAGUGCAACGCGGUUCGCACGACACUGAGCAUCCUUCACCUUCAGGAGCCCACCGUGGGUUUCAACCGCAUCCUGGUGAAGACAACCGAUUCGUUCCAGGGCGGCAAGGUCGCGGUUAUGUUUCUUGACACCACCGCCACUGACAGACCCGGAUUUCUCAAGCAGCGUGGUCGUCUGAACGUGGCGCUCAGUCGGGCACGGGCAGCGAUAUAUGUCAUCGUGAAUGUGAAGCAGUGGAACAAAGCGAAGCAGAGCAGCGGGGUGUCUACAUACGUCCCAUGGUGGAUUUCCUUUUCUUCAAACAGAAAAUGUCGCGUUCGCAUUCCCCCCAGCCAUGGUGGAGGAAGCAAACCCGUCGGAUGAAGCAGCUGCCGACUGCAAAGAGGUUGCCAUCCCAGAUGGAUUCAAGGCCCGUGGCACAGACCCUUGGCCCUUGGAUAAUCCUUCUUCUGGUAUAGAUGAGACAACUGGAC
This is a messenger RNA of Aspergillus piperis CBS 112811, 640 nucleotides long. RefSeq lists its product as uncharacterized. Lineage: Eukaryota; Fungi; Ascomycota; Eurotiomycetes; Eurotiales; Aspergillaceae. Gene Ontology annotation, cellular component: nuclear RNA-directed RNA polymerase complex. The transcript has a single exon. The record is from RefSeq and is a predicted model, not a curated record. Gene Ontology annotation, biological process: regulatory ncRNA-mediated heterochromatin formation. The coding region runs from base 42 to 530 and encodes 162 amino acids.